Oryza brachyantha (malo sina) is the source of this 1220-nucleotide messenger RNA. RefSeq names its product protein LEAD-SENSITIVE 1-like. NCBI's taxonomy places the organism in Eukaryota, Viridiplantae, Streptophyta, Magnoliopsida, Poales, Poaceae. Bases 152 to 958 code for a protein of 268 amino acids. The record is from RefSeq and is a predicted model, not a curated record. The transcript is spliced from 2 exons.
UGAAGCGGAGUGGAGAAGUAGGUUACCCAGCCAAGCCAUCUAGUCGAUGGCAAUGGGGAAUUGGGGAUCCCUUGCCCAGGUGAGGUGAGGUGACUCUCAUCAGAUUCAUUCACCAAGGAAGGGGAAGGGGAUCGAUUCGAUUGACAGGACAAUGGUGGGCGUGCUCUCCAAUCGGGUGGAUCGGAUGGACAUCGCCGCCGGGGAUCACAUCUACUCUUGGAGAGCCGCCUACCUCUAUGCCCACCACGGGAUAUACAUCGGUGAUGCCAUGGUUAUUCAUUUUACAAGAGCAGCUGGACAUGAAAUUGGAACUGGGACGUUGUUGGACAGGUUCCUUUUCAGCUCAUCUCCAGCAACGGAGGGUCCUCCCUGCCAGAAAUGUGGUCACUUGAUUAAGCAGCAGGGAGUCAUAACAUCAUGCCUUGAUUGCUUCCUAGAUGGGGGCAAUCUGUACAUGUUCGACUAUGCGGUGUCCCCUGCUUUCUUCCUUGCAAAAGCACGUGGGGGAACAUGCACCCUGGCUGCCUCGGACCCUGCUGAUGUUGUGAUCCACCGUGCCCAGCACCUCCUGAAUAAUGGGUUUGGCAUGUAUAGUCUGUUCAAGAACAAUUGCGAGGACUUUGCUAUAUACUGCAAGACAGGGCUGCUUGUGGAGACUUCUUUCAGUGUUGGGCGCAGUGGGCAGCUGGCCUCCCUGACGGCUGCAUUCAGCGCAGUGGCCUCAUCGCCGCUCCGUUUCCUGACAACUAGUGCUGGUGGACUGGCGAUUGUGACAAGUGGCAUGUACUGUGUGGGGCGAUAUGUGUCGGAUAUUGGUGUUCGGCGCGAUGUCAUCAAAAUCCCUGUAGAAAGGCUAGUGGAGAACUGGCCGCGAGAUCCUGCUUCUGCUUCUCAACAACGUCAACAAGAAUGCCAUGUAGACGGAGACGGCGGCUGCGCUUCAGAGUCGCUGAGCUAGCGCUUAAUAACAGGAAAGCAGUGUGCUUCUGCUUGUUAUACUUGUAUUCUGACCAUAUGCAUGUUAUUGAUUGACCGGCCAUCGUUUCCAUUUUACUCUAUCUGCAUUCUGUACAUUGAAUGGGAUGCAAAAUGUAUUGAUCAAUUGUACAUCUGUUUUUAGUCAUUCCAGGAAAUCGAUUAAUGCAGCCAUUGUCAGAACACUCGGUUUCCAUUGAACUAAGAUGGGUUUUUUGCGUAAUUUCUGCAGUGUUUUCCAGUAA